This is a messenger RNA of Fukomys damarensis (Damara mole-rat), 2931 nucleotides long. It is a transcript of the gene Kel, whose product is annotated as Kell metallo-endopeptidase (Kell blood group). Gene Ontology annotation, molecular function: metalloendopeptidase activity. Bases 744 to 2885 code for a protein of 713 amino acids. NCBI's taxonomy places the organism in Eukaryota, Metazoa, Chordata, Mammalia, Rodentia, Bathyergidae. Gene Ontology annotation, cellular component: plasma membrane. The record is from RefSeq and is a predicted model, not a curated record. The transcript has 24 exons. Gene Ontology annotation, biological process: protein processing.
GUGACUGUGUCUGACAUUUCAAAGAAGGAAGUAUCCAGGUACCAAAGCUUCCAAGGCUGAGUAUAUAUUACCAAAGUGCCAGAGGAAAAGUAAGCUUUGAGAGUAGUGUGGUGUGACCAGUGGGCAAUGCCUGUACUCACUGUUGAUCUGAAAGUCCCAGUAGAAGUUUCUUGGAUAAUCAUCACAGAGGCAAGAAGUAUAUUUAUAGUUGAAGGCACCAUCAAUUGGCGUACUGCUUAUGAGAGAUAAGCCAUAUUCUUCAAACUUCCUUCUGCUGAGCACAUAUACUACACCUCCUCGGCCAGAUGAAGUGACAAUAUACAGAUGCUGGUUUCAGAAGGUCAGGAACAUUUCCAUUACAUAGAAAGAGAAGAGAGCAAGAGGAAGAAGGUUAGGAGCCAUAAAGCAAGCCUAAGUUCAGAUCUCCAAAGUUGUUGGUGUAGUUGAGUGAUUUACAUUGAAACUUGGACAUCUUCAUUUUAAGCUUGCAUUUGUCUCAGACUUGGAGACUGAAGUGGAAAAUACAAGUCAUGGUGAAGAAUGACAGAGUUGAGACUGACAGAGCUGGAGGAGGUUAUACCCCAGGGAAGAUGUGGGCCAGAAAUCCAAAGAGGACAGAUCGAGAGAGAGAGAGAGAGAGAGAGAGAGAGAGAGAGAGAGCAUCUGAAAGUCUCUCUUAAGAGUUCCAGGAUGGUGGGAAGAAAAGCAGGCCGGAGCCAAGGGGACCGAGCCAGGCCAGAGGAAUGGAUCCAUCCUCCUGCCAGGAGAGAUCUCCAGAAGAAGGGCUGUGCACUAAGUGGAACCAACAGUGGGCAACGGCCAGAUGGGUGCUGCUGACUCUCCUGCUUUUGGGCCUGCUCCUUGGUUCUUCUGUGCUUUGGUUCUACAUCUUCAGGAACUGUGGUCCUCUCCCCUGUGAGACACCUGUGUGUUUGCAUCUCCUGAACUAUUACCUGGCCUCUGGGAACAGCAGCGUAGCUCCCUGCACCAACUUCUUCAGCUUUGCCUGUGGAAAGCCUGGAAAGACUGUUAAUUCUUUUCAUGCUCUUGAAGACGAAAACAAAAGCCUACUGCGGAGAGUCCUAGAGACCCCAGGGUCCUGGCACCCUGGCUCUGGAGAAGAGAAAGCCUUCCAAUUCUACAGCUCCUGCAUGGACACAGAUGCCAUCGAAGCUGUAGGAACUGGUCCCCUCAAACAAAUUAUUGAGGAGCUUGGAGGCUGGAACAUUUCUGGCAAAUGGACUUUCUCUGACUUUAACCAAACUCUGGCACUUAUGAUGAGCCAGUAUGGACACUUUCCCUUCUUCAGAGCCUAUCUGAGGACUCAUCCUUCCCCUCCCCAUGCACCAGUCAUCCAGAUAGACCAGCCGGAAUUUGAAGUUCCCCUCAAGCAAGAGCAGGAACAGAAGAUCUAUGCCCAGAUCAUUCGGGAGUACUUGGCUUACCUACAGCAGCUGGGAACACUGCUGGGAGGUGACCCAGCGAAAGUGCAACAACAUGCCUCCUUAUCCAUCUCCAUUACCUCACGGCUGUUUAAGUAUUUGCGGCUCCUGGAGCAGCGACAGUCACAGGACAAGCUCUUCCAUGUGCUCACUAUUGACCAACUUCAGGAAAUGGCUCCUGCCAUCGACUGGUUAUCCUGCUUGCAAGAGACAUUCAAACCGAUGUCCCUGAGGCCCUCCCAGGCCCUUGUGGUUCAUGACCUGGAUUAUUUGAGAAACAUGUCACAACUGGUACAAGAAGAGAUGCUGAAGCACAGGGAUGUUCUUCAGAGUCACAUGAUCUUGGGGCUGGUGGAGACCCUUACUCCAGCACUGGACAGUAAAUUCCGGGAGGCACACAGAAAGCUGAGCCAGAAAUUGCAGAAGCUGACAGAGCAAUCACUCAUGCCAGCCCACCCGAGAUGGAAGAAGUGCGUAGAAUACACAGGAGCCUUCUUUGAGCCCACUCUGGCGGCCUUCUUUGUCAAGGAGGCCUUUGGCCCAAGCAUCCAACGCGCUGCCAUGAAAUUAUUCACUGAGAUCAAGGAUGCCCUAAUAGCACACCUCAAAAAGCUUCCCUGGAUAAGUGAGAAGAGCCAGAAAGAGGCCCAAGACAGGGUCACUCAACUACAGGUGAAAAUAGGGGCGCCAGACUGGGUCCUGAAGCCGGAGCUGGCCAGACAGGAGUACCAAGAUAUACAACUUGGUCCCAGCUUCCUUCAGUCUGUCCUGAACUGUAUCACAUCUCUCCAGGCAAGAAAUGUCCAGAGCUUCUUGCAACCCUUGUCCCAUCACAGAUGGCAGGUGUCCCCCUGGGGAGUCAACACUUACUAUUCCAUAUCUGAUCAUGUGGUGGUCUUCCCAGCUGGACUCCUUCAACCUCCAUUCUUCCACCCUGGCUACCCCAGAGCCGUGAAUUUUGGUGCCACUGGCAGCAUCAUGGCCCGUGAGCUGUUGCACAUCUUCUACCAGCUCUUACUCCCAGGGGGUUGCCCAGCCUGUGACACACAUGCCCUGCAGGAGGCAUUCCUAUGUCUGGAACACCAUUAUGCUGCCCUCCUGUUACCCAGCACGUCCUCCCUCAAUGGCUCCCAAACAUUCCUGGAGAAUGCUGCGGAUGUUGGUGGACUGGCCAUUGCAUUGCAGGCAUACAGCAAGAGGCUGAUACAGUACCGUGGGGAGACCACGCUGCCCAACCAAGACCUCAGCCCCCAUCAGCUCUUCUUCCGAAGCUAUGCCCAGGUGAUGUGUAGAGAUUCCAAUCCCCAGGACUUUAAGGACAUUCACAGACCCCCCAGUCUUCGAGUCAACGGACCCCUUAGCAGCAUCCCCGAUUUUGCCAGAUAUUUCAGCUGUCCACGCGGUACCCUCAUGAACCCCUCCAGACGCUGCCAGCUGUGGUAACUUGGCCACCAAGAGAUUUCAAAGCAGGUCUGUCACAACAGAUCUC